Raphanus sativus (radish) is the source of this 805-nucleotide messenger RNA. Its product is annotated as puromycin-sensitive aminopeptidase-like. NCBI's taxonomy places the organism in Eukaryota, Viridiplantae, Streptophyta, Magnoliopsida, Brassicales, Brassicaceae. Bases 177 to 428 code for a protein of 83 amino acids. Gene Ontology annotation, molecular function: metallopeptidase activity; zinc ion binding. The transcript has 3 exons. The record is from RefSeq and is a predicted model, not a curated record. Gene Ontology annotation, cellular component: chloroplast.
CCGUUGGAGAUCUUUAAUGCAGUCUGGAAUUCUAUCAACACCUAUGUCACUUCGCACUAGCCCCAACUUUCCCAGAUAAGGUUGCGCCAUAAAUUGAUAUGUAAUGACACAGCCAAAUAUACCGAGUCUCUGAAGGUGACUAUAUAAUGUUUUCUUAGGGAGCUGAGGUUGUGAGGAUGUACAAAACUCUACUAGGAAGUGAGGGUUUCCGAAAGGGAAUUGAUCUUUAUUUUCAAAGACACGAUGAGCAAGCUGUGACCUGUGAAGACUUCUUUGCUGCUAUGCGUGAUGCAAACAAUGCAGAUUUUGCUAAUUUCUUGCAAUGGUACCCUCAAGCUGGGACGCCAGUCGUCAAAGUGACAUCCUCUUACAAUGCUGAAGCUCGUACCUUCUCUUUGAAAUUCAGGUUCUGUUCUUAUCAUUUCUAGUCUAUCUUGCCAAAUGAUUUUCUACACCAAACCUGAUGCCCUGCCAUUAAAUUUGAACCUUUAUUGAAUCUGCUGUUGCUUGCUUUGUAAAUUUGCAGUAAAGGAACUUUUAAUGAUAAGUUCGAAUCUUGGAGUAUAUUAUUUUAAUUUGACUUUUAUGGUUCUUAACUUUUAUUUUGGUGUGGCUUUUACUUUGGAAGAAAUAUCACGUAAACUUCUUGUCCUUUUUCAUCCAACUUUGAUGCACGUGAAAGCUGGUGUCAUCUUAUUAUCUCAUUGCAAAAAAAAAAUUGUUGUCAAAUUUUUUUUUUGAAACUAAUUGUUGUCAAUAUUGAAUAAGAGUACAAUUAUCAAAAUUGAAUAAGAGUAUAAUUGUA